CACCUUGGGUUAACCAAAGCACCCAAUAAACCACAAUCGGCUACCUGAUUCUGAUUUCUGUACUCUCCAAUCUCCACCGGGCAGUUGCAGACUUGCAGAUCAACAGAGUUUUAGAUAGAGAGAAACAGAAUUCUAGAGAGAGAAACAACAUUCUUGAAAAAAAUGGUGGAAGAAAUAGUGAAACCAGAGGACCAGAAGAUAAUCAGAGGCGUUGGAUCGGACGGAGAAGAAGAUGAGCAGCCGGAAGACGGAGAAAUCAUCGACGGCGAUACUUUGUCGUCAUCGUCUUCUUCGAGGCCUGGUACGGCCGUAGUGCAGCAUCCGCUGGAGCACUCAUGGACGUUCUGGUUCGAUAAUCCCAGUGCUAAGUCUAAACAAGCCGCUUGGGGUAGUUCUAUGCGCCCAAUUUACACUUUCUCCACUGUUGAAGAGUUCUGGAGUCUUUACAACAAUAUACACCUACCAAGCAAGUUGGCUCAAGGUGCUGACUUCUAUUGUUUCAAAAACAAAAUCGAGCCUAAGUGGGAGGACCCCGUUUGCGCUAACGGUGGAAAGUGGACUAUGACCUUUUCCAAGUCAAAGUCUGAUAUGUGUUGGCUGUAUACGUUGCUAGCAAUGAUUGGAGAACAGUUUGAUCACGGCGAUGAUUUAUGUGGAGCCGUUGUAAAUGUCAGAGCGAGACAGGAGAAAAUAUCUCUAUGGACCAAGAAUGCUGCCAAUGAGAGUGCUCAGACAAGCAUUGGGAAGCAGUGGAAAGAGUUCCUUGAUUACAGUGAUGUCAUAGGCUUCAUAUUUCAUGAAGAUGCAAAGAAGCUUGACAGAGGCGCUAAAAACAAAUACACUGUGUGAGGUGUGCCAUGUUUUUGUAGUGCUUAAAAUGCGACAUUUAGAUGGACCUCAAACUAUUUUUUUCUUGUAAUUUUGAUAAAGCACUUCAAUUCUCUACCCUUGGUUUUUCUUCCAAGAAAUCAAAGUUAUUAGUUAACUUUUGAAA
Messenger RNA from Helianthus annuus (common sunflower), 994 nucleotides. RefSeq names its product eukaryotic translation initiation factor 4E-1. Gene Ontology annotation, biological process: translational initiation. Gene Ontology annotation, molecular function: translation initiation factor activity; RNA 7-methylguanosine cap binding. The transcript is spliced from 5 exons. Gene Ontology annotation, cellular component: cytoplasm; eukaryotic translation initiation factor 4F complex. Bases 163 to 849 code for a protein of 228 amino acids. NCBI's taxonomy places the organism in Eukaryota, Viridiplantae, Streptophyta, Magnoliopsida, Asterales, Asteraceae. The record is from RefSeq and is a predicted model, not a curated record.